Messenger RNA from Nicotiana tabacum (common tobacco), 607 nucleotides. NCBI's taxonomy places the organism in Eukaryota, Viridiplantae, Streptophyta, Magnoliopsida, Solanales, Solanaceae. The record is from RefSeq and is a predicted model, not a curated record.
AUGAGUUCAGUUGCAGUUUCUGAUAAAAUAGUCUGUCAGAUUUGCUUUACUGAGUUUCAUAUGCUUAUUCCGUUUUCUCUAGAUCUUCUGAAUUUCAACGUUUAUGAGAUUAAUGAUUAUUCUAAUUCUGAAUUCGUUGUGAGACAGCGACGAUCGAAGAGCUUCUGUAUUUCCAAUUGCCGAAAAAUUAGCUCAAGCAAGUCAGAAGUAUCCACUUCUCUGACAAAGUUCUGCAGGUCUACUAAGGUUUCGGCCUCAGAUUCUGAUGCGAGUAAAAUAACAGCUUCAUCUUCGUCGUGUGUAUCCAUUGACUCUGUCUCCAGCGGCAUCGCCACUUCGCGGGAUAGAAUGGGUCGGGAGAAGAGAAACAGAUUGUUGGCUAACGAGUUCAAGCCGAAUAUUGCACCGGCUUACAUACGCCGCCGAGCUGAAGCCAUUCUCAGGGUUUUGUCUCACGAAUCCGCUUCUGAAGUUAGGAUUCGCCAGCUGAUCGGCAAUAGUCCUGAUACUAGCAAAGCCUUAAGAAUGUUGCUGAAACAAGGAAAGGUGAAGAGGUCAGGGGAAGGAGGUCGCUCAGAUCCCUAUAUUUACGUGGCUAUUUCCCCAA